AUGAGCCAAACAAAGGACUGGAAGGCAUCAAACCGCCACCUCCAGAUCCUAAAGGCUGCUGAGGAAGGUCACUACGGUGUCAUUGCCGCCAUCGCCUACAACAUCGAGCAAAUCCUUGGUCUCGUCCGAGCAGCCGAAAAGGCUCGAUCCCCCCUCAUCCUCCAGUUCUUUCCAUGGGCCAUCCGGUUUUCAGAUGGACUCUUGAUACGGACAGCUGCGGACGCUGCCAGACGAGCUAGUGUGCCCGUGUCUGUCCAUCUUGACCACGCGCAAGAUGAGGCCGUCAUCAAGCUUGCGGCAGAUACGUUGCCGUUCGACAGCAUCAUGGUCGACAUGUCUCAUUACGACAAGGAGGAGAAUCUGAGAAAGACGGCCAAGUGGGUGUUGUAUUGCAACGACAGGCAGAUUGCGACCGAGGCCGAGCCUGGCAGGAUCGAGGGUGGUGAAGACGGCGUUACCGACACGGCAGGGCUUGAGGCCAGCAAGACGACUCCAGAAGAGGUUGAACAAUUCAUUGCAACGGGUGUAGAUGUUCUGGCUCCUGCGUUUGGUAACGUGCAUGGCGAGUAUGGGCCGCAAGGGCCUCAGCUGGACUUUGAGAGGUUCUAUUCAAUCAAAGCACAGCUCAACAAGAGGGCACAUGUUGCUCUCCAUGGCACCAACGGCUUUCCGCCCGACUUAAUGCGCCAAUGCAUCAGAGCUGGGGCAACCAAGAUCAAUGUCAACAGGGCCGUCCUCGACGACUACUACGCUCACCUCAGAGCCGAGAAUGCAAGGGUGAAACCGCAUACUGUUCUCAUGGAGGAAGGUGUGGAGAAGGUGAUGAACCAGACGAUUGAGUGGAUGGAGAUUGUUGGCUCAGCGAGUAAAGCGCCCUCUUCAUAG
Messenger RNA from Fusarium keratoplasticum, 885 nucleotides. Its product is annotated as Fructose-bisphosphate aldolase. NCBI's taxonomy places the organism in Eukaryota, Fungi, Ascomycota, Sordariomycetes, Hypocreales, Nectriaceae. The coding region runs from base 1 to 885 and encodes 294 amino acids. Gene Ontology annotation, biological process: carbohydrate metabolic process. Gene Ontology annotation, molecular function: zinc ion binding; aldehyde-lyase activity. The record is from RefSeq and is a predicted model, not a curated record. The transcript is spliced from 2 exons.